This is a messenger RNA of Anneissia japonica, 2042 nucleotides long. RefSeq names its product contactin-associated protein-like 2. NCBI's taxonomy places the organism in Eukaryota, Metazoa, Echinodermata, Crinoidea, Comatulida, Comatulidae. The record is from RefSeq and is a predicted model, not a curated record. The transcript has 5 exons. The coding region runs from base 25 to 900 and encodes 291 amino acids.
UUAGUAUUAAUCCCGCCUACUUUUAUGGAAGUUGAGCUUGCGAAGAAUUGUGAAGAGCUUCGCUACUUUGGAUUUGGAAGCGAUAAUGCGACGUUCUUUUUCAUUGACCCGGAUGGAGGUAAUCAGGGUGUUGACCCAUUCCAGGUGGAAUGUGAAAUAACAGAUGGAAGCUUUACAGGCCGAACAAUCGUAACACCAACAAUUAACCUUGUAGAAGAUGUUAAUGGGUACGAAUCAAGUGGUUCCUUCAUACGCUAUAUUACGUACGCGAUAUCCAUUGAUCAGAUCGUAGCACUUAUGACGUCAUCAGUCACUUGCCGCCAGUACGUGAAGUAUGAAUGUUUUGGUUCCCUACUGCGAUAUACCUACUGGGUGUCACGUAAUGGCACUGUGAUGCGUAACUGGGGGUCACCUACCGGAUAUGAUGGUUGUCUGUGUGGAUAUAGAGGCGCUUGCUAUUCAGCCUCGGUUGUCUGUAAUUGUAACGAAAACGAUAAUGUGCUCCGAGUCGAUGAUGGAUAUAUUGAUGAUAUCUCUACUCUACCGGUCAUUAGGCUACACCAUGGCGACACAGGACAUGCCAAUGAAUAUGGUACGAGCACAAUUGGACCAUUAGAAUGUUCAGGCUUGAAGGUUCAGGUUGCAGCCCAUUUUCAAGUAAUGCAAUUAUACGGCAAUGUAUGCCUAUCUGGAUACGUUUUAGCAACGUACAGUGUUGCGUCUAUCAUCAAAUGUGUCGCCUCUUGUCAGAAACACGAGUUGUGUCAAUCGUUGAGCGUCAUUUCUAUUAAUGAUGGCAACACGAUGAUGAGGUGCACUUUGAAUUACCGAUCAGCAAGAGUGGUUCCCAAUAAUCAACUUACCGUUGACAGCGAGUGCAAACAUUUUGAAUUUUUUUGAAAUUUUGAAAUAAUGUGUUUAUUUUCCGUAUUACUAAACAUGAUUAUCUAUACAGUACAUUAUCAUCAUUGCUAAUACAGAAGGUGCGUACUCUUCGAUUGCUUACCCUCUAGUAUGUGAACGUCGGAAUUAGUUUAGAUAAAUAGAAUAUGACCACUAAAAGAAGAGAGCUAAAUGCAUGCUGAUGCUGUAUGCUAUCUCGUUCAGUUAUUUCUUUAUUUCGUAAUGUCAGAAAUGCAGUGAUAAGAUCAUGUUUUAUGAUUUACAAAGCAUUAUUGUUGGACAUAGCGUUACGUUUAGGUACAGUUUUUUUUUAUAGCAGGUUCAUAUCAUUUUUCAUAACAUAAAAUAUUUAGAAACAACUAAAAUGAUAUGGAACAGCAGAAAUGUUAAUUGGUAUAGAGACAUGUAUCUCUCCAUCAUUUUCCUUCGAACAGUUUUUGUUUGCAUUAAAAUUAAAAUUAACAUGAUUUACAAUAGGUAGGCCUGCAACCCAACGUAUUUUAGUCAGAGGCAGCUAAAGCAAAGUUUUACUGUAACUUAUUUGAAGAACGGAAAACGACUGUGCCUGAAAACAGAUUGUGCUUAAAAACCGACUGUGUUUGAAAGUUGCCCUUUUGGCGUUCCGUAUAAAGCCGCAAAACAACUGACUGAGACACGGCUAGCGAAUGUGGAAGAUAUGUACACACAUGCACAUGCUCCUCGCGAGACAGGUACCGGUCCGGUGAAAAACGACGAUAAGAGUAAUUAUUUUUCCUCAAUCUAAAAUAUGGAUGAUAUUCACUUCGUAUUAUCGAGCAUUUGAUGAUCUAUGUUGUUAGGCAUAUAGAUUUUAAGACCGGUAGGUUUCGAAUCCCAGAUUUUUAUUGAUGGCCUUGGCUUUGCAUCUUGUCCGUAGGCUUUGCAAUAAGCGCAGUAUAAUAUAGCUUAUUGAUAUUAAAUAAUUAUUAUUUUACAAUUGUAUUUAUGAUGCAAUAAGAGUAUAUUAUUAUAUAUUUAAAACAAUACCACCACUGUACAAGUACAUUGUUAUGUACACAUAAAAGUGGAGUACUUUUCUAUUUGACGAUUGUAGAAUGUGAUAUAUAUCAAGUCAACAUACCAAAGUAUAUAUUUUCAGGCCCGUAUCCAGCUUUUUUAAA